Molecule: messenger RNA, 1089 nt
Organism: Oenanthe melanoleuca
Lineage: Eukaryota; Metazoa; Chordata; Aves; Passeriformes; Muscicapidae
Product: mas-related G-protein coupled receptor member H-like
Exons: 1
Coding region: 142-1089 (315 amino acids)
Biological process (GO): G protein-coupled receptor signaling pathway
Cellular component (GO): membrane
Molecular function (GO): G protein-coupled receptor activity
Source: RefSeq, a predicted model, not a curated record
UCUCUCUACGGAAUCCUUCCCACUGCAGGGAGCUGCUGCUGAGGAGCUGCAUGGUCCAUCUCUGGAUUCUCCAAGCACUGACUCCCAUCCACUCUGACCACAGCCAGGAGCCACAUCCCACUGCCUGCCCCGUGUCCAUCCAUGGAGGUGAGCACUGUAUCCCCACCACCCACAUCAUCCACUGAAGAUAAUUUUUGUGAGGUAGAUGUCACCAAUGUGGCCUUAGAUGGUGUCUUGCUGCUCAUCUGCCUCUGUGGGCUGGCUGGAAAUGGGGCUGUCCUCUGGCUCCAGCACAGGAACUCCAUCACACUCUACAUCUUCGACCUGGCCUUCGCCGACUUCCUCUUCCUCCUCAUCAUGGUCCCCUCCACCCUGCUCUACCUGCUGGAGAACAUGUCCUGUUCCAUCCUCAUGCCCCUGACUUACCUGAGGACAAUUUUCUUGCUUUCUCUGCUCCCCUACAACCUGGGCUUGUAUCUGAUGACAGCAGUCAGCAUCGACAGGUGCAUGUCCAUCCUCUGCCCACUCUGGUACAACAGGCACUGUCCCCAGCAGUGUCUGGAAGUGGUAAAUAUCCUCUUAUGGGCCCUGUCCGUCGGUUUCAUUGUCACAGUUUCUUCUCUUUGCCUCUGCCAGGAGCACAUGCACUGCCAGGUGUCCCUCACCUCCAUGUACACCCUCAACCUCUUCCUCUUUACCCCAGCCAUGCUCAUUUCCAGCACAAUCCUCUUCAUUAAAGUGAAGUGUGGACCCCAGCAGCAGCAACCCAAGAGACUCGACAUUGUUAUCCUCCUCACUGUGCUCUUUGUCCUCCUCUUUGCUCUCCCACUCAGCCUCUGCAAUUUCCUGCAGCAGUUCGGUUACAUCGUUCUGUCCUCCCAGAUGGUUUUGCUACUUAUCUGCAUCCACAGCAGCACAAAACCCUUCAUCUACAUCUUCGUGGGGAGCUGGAGGAGAAACUGCUCCAUGGGGGGUUGCUGGAGACACUGCUCCAUGCUGUCCCUAAGGAAGGCUCUCCACAGGGUGUUUGGGGAGCUGAAACAAAACCCUGCCUGCAGCAAUGAUGCUGCUAUGGACACAGGGGUCUGA